AAGAACAUAUAAUCACCCACUUGCUGUUUCUUCAACUCUACACAAAAAGACAUGGGUGAACCAAACAGUCACGUACUGUUUUUCCCAUAUCCGUUACAAGGCCACAUUAAUCCAAUGAUCCAGCUCGGCAAACGCUUAUCCAAAAAGGGUCUCACCGUCUCACUCAUCAUUGCCUCCAACAUCCACCGUGAACCUUACACUUCCGAGGACUACUCCAUCACCGUCCACACCAUUAACGACGGUUUCUUUCCACACGAACACCCUCACGCUAAGAUCAAAGACCCUCCACGUUUUAACGAAUCUACUGCGCGCAGCCUCGCUGAUUUCAUCUCUAGACAGAAGCUAACGGGUAAUCCUCCAAAAGCUCUGAUCUAUGAUCCAUUCAUGCCUUUUGCACUGGACGUAGCCAAGGACUUGGGUCUAUGCGUAGUGGCCUAUUUUACUCAGCCAUGGUUGGCUAGUCUUAUUUACUACCACAUCAACGAAGGCACCUACGAUGUUCCUGAUGACAGGCACGAGGACCCGAUACUUGCAUCGUUUCCAGGUUUUCCAUUGUUAAGCCAAAAUGAUCUGCCUUCUUUCGCUUGCGAGAAGGGGUCUUACCCUCUGAUAUUCAAAGUUGUGGUUAGUCAGUUCUCUAACUUGCGGCGAGCUGAUUGCAUUCUUUGCAACACUUUUGAUCAACUUGAGCCUAAGGUAAGGUUAUAUAACUUGAAUGGUGACCAUUAGAGGAAAAAUAAGAACUAAAAAAAAAAGAAUGAAUAGUUGUUCAAAAAAAAAGAAAAAAAGAAAGAAUGAAUAGAAGCAAAAUAACAUGAUUGAAAAGGUAAUUUUUUUUGGUGAAAGAAAAGGUAUAAAAUACCUAUUAUUCUUUUUCAAAUUUGAUGAGAAAUACUUUUGUUCUAUCAUUUCUAAAAACAAAUAAAAAGAAGGGUUUUUGCCAAAACUAACCCACAACUUGGUUUUAACCCCAAUACUAGACCCCAACUUGAAUCAAAUGCAAAUCUAACCUAAAAGGGCUAUGAAAUUACAAUAUAGUCCUCUGUGACCAAACAAAAAAACAGAAGACAUUUUUACGAAUAUAACCCUAGUAAGUUGUCUGAGUUGGGCUGAGUUACUUUUCAGUCGU
Messenger RNA from Eruca vesicaria subsp. sativa (arugula), 1129 nucleotides. The record is from the annotation of a GenBank genome assembly. NCBI's taxonomy places the organism in Eukaryota, Viridiplantae, Streptophyta, Magnoliopsida, Brassicales, Brassicaceae.